AUGGAGGAAGAGGACAGAUCGUUCAAGCUCUGUGUCCCAGGCAUUGUCACCCUCCAGUCUCCGCUGCAUAAGACUUUUGGGUCCACAGAUGCAGUGGGUUGCAUGGAGUCAGAACUGAAGAAGCUUCUGGCAGUACAAGGAGAGUCGUGCUUCUGGAGGACGGGCAGCCGAGAGGGCCGAGAGCUGCUGACCCAGCCAGAGAUCACCCUGGAUGGGGCGAGCGUUGUGGACGGCCAGGUGUGCCUGCCCCAGGGCCUGCAGGAAGUGGGGCCCUGGCCCCUGGCUCCAGCCCCACUGCCUGGGUGGGGAAGGCACAGUCCCCUCCUGGUCGUCACAUCUGUGAGUUCAGGCCCCUGGCCACCUGUGUGUGUGCACACGCACUCUUCACCCUUCACCAUCAGUUUCUGUUUCUCACUUGACUCAGAGUCACAAUGUCCAUUUUUAAGUCUUAACUCUGCCAUUCACUUGCUGUGUGGCUUUGGGGACACCAAGCUGAGGGGGAAGGAAGCUGCCCCCCAGCAUUUGGGGAAUGCUGGAGACCUGGCGGAGGGGAGGAGCGUCCCCGACUUCCCUCCCUCCCCAAGUUCCCAGGCCCUGCUGCAGCCUCCCGAGGAGGAUCCGGGAAUUCUCCAGCAGGAAGUUCCUGCCCAGCCAGCCCAGGGAUAA
Molecule: messenger RNA, 666 nt
Organism: Lemur catta (Ring-tailed lemur)
Lineage: Eukaryota; Metazoa; Chordata; Mammalia; Primates; Lemuridae
Exons: 4
Coding region: 1-666 (221 amino acids)
Source: RefSeq, a predicted model, not a curated record